Messenger RNA from Asparagus officinalis (garden asparagus), 1361 nucleotides. Its product is annotated as calcium-dependent protein kinase 14-like. Gene Ontology annotation, molecular function: calcium ion binding; enzyme regulator activity. The record is from RefSeq and is a predicted model, not a curated record. Bases 781 to 1356 code for a protein of 191 amino acids. NCBI's taxonomy places the organism in Eukaryota, Viridiplantae, Streptophyta, Magnoliopsida, Asparagales, Asparagaceae. The transcript is spliced from 8 exons.
UUUUUCAUUUCGCUGCCCUAGCAAUCCUCCUCCUCUUCUCAAUCGCCGAGAUCUCUCUCGCCUCCGCCAAGAAACCGGUGCCCCCCGCCGCUCGAAGAGAAGACAUCCCCUCUUCCCUUUCAAAAUCAUGGAACCCUCCGCCGCUGUCGCUGAUCAACCCGUUAAAAUUGUCCAGGCCAAAACCGAGCCCAGCGGCGACCAGCACUCUCACUCUGCGGACUACGCUCCCUACCCUAAGCUCGACCCCGCUGACGUGGCUCCUCCCCCUCCGGCGACGGACACGGCGGCGAGAUCCGCAACCGCUGGUGAUUACCAGGCGACCACCAUGCCGCCGGAGUCCAACCCAUACGUCACUCCCUCUCCCGCCGCCGCUUCAUCCUCCUCGAAGAGGGUUUACGUUUGAUUGAGUGUUGAAACUGUGAUUGGAUCCUGUUGGGGCAGUAAAAGAUGCGCUCGGGAGGUGGGGGAAGAUGGGGGAAGCAGCGAAGAAGACCGAGGAUUUGGCUGGCAACGUUUGGCAACACUGUCGAAAGGAGGCAGAGGCAGGAGUUUAUAAUGUAUUUGUUGGAGAGGAUCCAUUCUUAUAUGGUUUUGUAUGAUCCACUAGGCGGAAGUCUGAAUCAUUUCUUUAGCUAAUAAAAUGUUUUUGUAGUACUUCUGGCUAUUCUGGUGAUUAUACACGGCCUCAAUGAACAUAGGUAAGAUUGCAUACAUUAUGGAGAAGCACCAGAUACACCUCUUGAUAAUGUUGUACUUGGCAGACUGAAGCAGUUCAGGGCGAUGAACAAAUUCAAGAAAGCUGCAUUAAGAGUAAUAGCUGGAUGUUUAUCAGAAGAAGAAAUAAGAGGACUAAAAGAGAUGUUCAAGGGCAUGGACACCGAUAACAGUGGAACUAUAACACUCGAAGAACUAAAACAAGGUCUCACAAAGCAAGGAACAAAACUGUCAGAAAUGGAAGUUAAACAACUAAUGGAAGCUGCCGACGCAGAUGGAAAUGGAACGAUAGACUACGAAGAGUUCAUCACCGCGACGAUGCACAUGAAUAGAAUGGAUAGAGAAGAACAUUUGUAUACAGCGUUUCAGUAUUUCGACAAGGAUAAUAGUGGUUUUAUCACGAUUGAAGAGCUCGAGCAGGUGCUUAAGGAGAAGGGCUUGUAUGAUGGAGGGAACAUUAAGGAUAUCAUCUUAGACGCUGAUUCUGAUAAUCUACACAACAAAAGUUGGAGAUGGAUGGUGAAGGUGGGAAGAAGAAGCCAGAGACGUGACGAAGGAAAUGCUUGCAACGUUGAUAAGACAUGGGUUCUCUGUAGUCUUUAUUGUUCAAGUCUACUUAGUCAUGAUUGUUGGAUUUGUUAAUAAAA